Spizellomyces punctatus DAOM BR117 is the source of this 700-nucleotide messenger RNA. Its product is annotated as RpiB/LacA/LacB family sugar-phosphate isomerase. The record is from RefSeq and is a predicted model, not a curated record. Gene Ontology annotation, molecular function: isomerase activity. The transcript is spliced from 4 exons. Gene Ontology annotation, biological process: carbohydrate metabolic process. The annotation marks the transcript as partial. NCBI's taxonomy places the organism in Eukaryota, Fungi, Chytridiomycota, Chytridiomycetes, Spizellomycetales, Spizellomycetaceae.
AGAUGACUACUUUGGAGUUUCGGCAUUAUAAGAAAAGCCCCACAGCGAAGGGCCUUAUUGUACUCGCCUCCGAUCACGUAGGGGUCGGAAUGAAGAGCAACAUUGUUGAGUUCCUCUCGACCAACCCCGCAAGUGACGGUUGGGAUAUUACCGAUGUAGGACCUCACGAUACGACCCGGUGCGACUACCCAGACUAUGCUAGUAUUGCUGCCGAGCAGGUUCUUGCGAAGCAUAAACAAUAUGAGCGAAAACUUGGAAUAUUGAUCUGCGGCUCUGGCAUUGGGAUUUCUAUUGCGGCGAAUAAAGUCAAGGGAAUUCGAUGUGCUCUGUGUCACGAUCAUUUUACUGCUGUCAUGGCGAGAAGGCACAACGACGCGAAUAUGAUCGCACUCGGGGCAAGAACGACAGGUCCGGAUGUGGCAAACGAAAUGGUUGCUGCAUUUUUAACUACGGCAUUUGAUGGCCAGCACCACGUCGAUCGCCUUGCAAAGCUGCAUUCCCUAGAAGGAUGUAGCUACGGAUCCAGUUAAAGAUUGAUUAAAUCUUCGUGAAUAGCAUUCAGUCGGCAGCCCUAUGUAUCUUAUUGUGACUGUGCUCAGCAUUUAUAGUAUAGCACCAGAAUCUGAUCGCCGAUGUUGUAUUAUACAAGUAUGAAUUAGUAUCUACAAUUAUGCAAGCCCAUUCUCGGGGCGUACCCCCA